Messenger RNA from Durusdinium trenchii, 1599 nucleotides. Lineage: Eukaryota; Dinophyceae; Suessiales; Symbiodiniaceae. The record is from the annotation of a GenBank genome assembly.
ACCAAGUUCUGGCACCUAGCUUUAAAAGCUUUUAACGUUUCACCUGGGCUCGCUAUGGCAACAGAGGAGUCCAAUGACCACGACGACUUCUUUUUUCUUGAGUGUUGCACUCGCGGAAGAUGCGAUGAGACCGGAACUGCCGUGGCGAAAUUGCCUGAGUGGAACCGAAAUGGUUUGGAAGUCGACGAGGACGACGAGGAGGAAAUCGCCAUUACCUUGCGCGGAAAGCGGAACCACGCGGAGACUCGGAUGGCCAGCGUGGAAAGUUGGAGCAGCAUGGGGCGCUUGAGACCAAAGGAUUUGGACUUCUCAGAGCUUACGCGUGAGGGGCAACAUCUCAGGAUCAAAAGGGAAAACCGUGGCAUCAACUUCGAACAGCUGAAAAAGAUCUUGGUCUUCGUCAAAAAGCGCUGCGACAAGGAGGAGGCGAUCCGAGGUUGGUACGAUCACUUGACAGGUGAGCAACUCUUCUACCGGAGCAUGACUCUCGCACAGCUGCAAUACUGGUUGAUCCAUCCCUUGAGUUUGAGAUAUCAGUGUAGCUACGUGGAGGCCAUUGCCAAGAAGGACUAUGCACAGCUUCCAGCCUGGUUUGUGGGGCAUUCCUGGGAUGAGCCCGUGGUGGACUUCGUGCGACGCGUGAUGAAGAACGGCACCUUGGGCGCUGGAGAUGCCUUUUGGUGUUUGCCCUUUGCCACGCGGGCCAGUCCAUCUGGAUGGCAAUGCCAGGAGAUGUUGGUCUCCGGUGAGCUCAGUGUGGAGCCCUUCCGGACGUUGCAACACCUCAAGAUCCAAGUGAGGCAUUGCAGUCGCAACAGUUUGGAAGAGCUACAGCACUUUCUACCAGUGGAGCUGGAUUCCCUAGAGCUUGUCAUCUCCGACAGUCCCAAACUCUUGGACCUGGGCGCCCUGCUCCACAGCGCGGCUGCUGCGCACACGCAACGCACAGUCUUGGCACCCUUGCGGCACUUGCACCUGCGAGUGGAGCACAGCACCACGCAGCUUGCGAGUGUGGAGCUUUUCGGGCGGAGCUUGCGUGCCAUGCAGCUGCAGGUAUUGGAGCUGAGCCUAAGUGGCUGCGACCUGUCGCGCCUGGGGGGCACGGCCGGUGGCGCGACAGACACCGCGCUGCUGCCACUGCCACAGCUGGAGGAGCUCACCGUGGACGUCAGUGGCUGCCGAAAGCUCGAGGCCUUGGAAAUCCUCAGUGGUGAGUCUCAGGCCUUGCGAAAGAUCCACCUUCGACUGGCGGACUGCCUCAUGCUCACCACUCUGGAGGACUUGCUGCGACCCCUGGGGUCCUUAAAAGCCUGGACAGACUUGGAGUUGAACGUGGCAGGCUGCGAGUGUUUGAGAUCUUUGGGAGAGCUUAGUCAACACCUCCGUGCACAGGAAGCCUUGGAACGCUUGCGUUUGAACCUCUCUGGCUGCAUCUCUUUGCCGGAACAGAUUUUCCAGGACUUGGACGCAACCCUCAGGGAUUUGGAGGAGCUGGACGGCACACGCGAUGUGCUGGUCGUGGGCAGUCUCACUUUCGGACAGGGUCAAGGAACCCUAGUGACCCUUUGAAAUGCAUCGGUGAAAAUUGGAGGAGUAGGU